This is a messenger RNA of Notolabrus celidotus (New Zealand spotty), 7127 nucleotides long. RefSeq names its product phosphatidylinositol-4-phosphate 3-kinase, catalytic subunit type 2 alpha (gene pik3c2a). The transcript has 33 exons. The record is from RefSeq and is a predicted model, not a curated record. Lineage: Eukaryota; Metazoa; Chordata; Actinopteri; Labriformes; Labridae. Gene Ontology annotation, molecular function: phosphatidylinositol binding; 1-phosphatidylinositol-4-phosphate 3-kinase activity; 1-phosphatidylinositol-3-kinase activity. Gene Ontology annotation, cellular component: plasma membrane; phosphatidylinositol 3-kinase complex; cytoplasm. Bases 198 to 5390 code for a protein of 1730 amino acids. Gene Ontology annotation, biological process: cell migration; phosphatidylinositol-mediated signaling; phosphatidylinositol-3-phosphate biosynthetic process.
CCGAACCUCCACCGAGCUCGUGAACAGGAACUGACGUCCCUCCACCCUCAGAGCGAGAGGACGGAAAAACAUGCAGCUGCAGGAGAAAUGGCUCCAAACACCGCACCGCUGAGAGGUGUUUAAAGAAUUGCUGCGCUACCCUGUGGGCCUCACCGACUUAAAGGCUGACACACUCAUGGCACCAUCCAGUUGACAGAAUGGCCCAGAUAUCAAGCGGUAAUGGGUUCAAGCUGGAUGUCCCCCAGCAGAAGGGGGUUGUGGGCAAAGAGGAAGCCCUCCGCAUGGAGGAAGAGGCUCUAGCAAAGUUGCAAAGGGAUAAGAGACACACUCUGUCAACUUCAGCGCCCUCGUCUUCCUCUGCGGCGUCCUCGUCCUUCUUGAAACCAAAACCAUCAAAGUCUACCACUACUGCUCCUCAACCAUCACCCUCGACUAACAGACCAGAAAAGGACCUCAUUGUCUUCCCAGAGACCAAGAAACAGGCAGAGCGGGACAAGUUCAGGGACAUUGAUGUGGACAAACUGACCAAUGAGGAACUUGAAAAGCUCCUCCUGGAUGAGAACUUUGGGGCGAACAAUAAGGUGUCCCGCCCCUCGUCUCUGCAGGGGUUUAACCUCAGUGCCUCCUACCCUGGGAGCCAUGCCUGUAGUUCCUCUCCCUUCCAGAGCGGCCAGUGGACACCUGUUCUGCCCACCUCAUCCAGCACCAGUGUGUCCACUCCCACCCAUCAGUCUAUCCCAGUGUUCCCCUCGGCUCCAUUCCCCAAACCAGGCACAUUUCAGAAUGGCUUCACUCCAACCAUGUCCCCCUUCAUGACCAUGUCGGCACAGCAGCCAUCCUUCAUGACGUUCACUCCCAUUCAGCCCGCCGCCGCUCUGGUCUUCCAGCAGCCGGCCGUGGACCCGGAGAUGGCCAAACUUUUCGACAAGAUUGCCAGCACCUCAGAAUACUUGAAGAAUGGCAAAUCGGCCAGCACUGACCUAGAUUCCUCUCAAGCCGGCACAGCUUCCCUGGCACCCAACCCACCGCCCCAGCAGCCAGCAGUGACGGAAUCCUCCAGCAUUAGCCGCAUGGACUGGCUGGAUCUGGACCCACUUACAAAGCGUAAAGCUGAGAACGAGGAGGCAUCCCCGGCAUCAGGAGGCCCCGCACAGACAGCACCAGGACCCUCCGCGGGGGAUCCUUGGGAUGCGGUGCUGGAGACUGAAGGGAAUAGCACGAGUAGCAGCAGCAGCCCCCCGCCGGAGGGGAAAGCAUCUCUGUCGGUUCGCUCACAGCCGAGGAGAGCUUCAACGGGAGCCGCUGUCACCAGGAGUCACUCGCUUAAUAUCCCGGGAACCUCCUCGCAGCACAAACCAAACAAUCAGGACAAGGUGAAAGGAAAAGGCUUGGUGAAGAAUGCCGCUCUGGAUGAGCAGGAUGCUCAGAACCUGGAGGUUGUCGCCUUCUGUGAAGACGUAGCAACACUGCGCUCCAAGUUCCCUCAUGACGACAGGUCCACCAACCCGGGCUACGUCCUCAGCCCAGUCAUUACCCAGAGAGAUGCUGGAGGAGACAACAGCUGCUCUGUGAAGGUUUCCAUUGAAAUCCCUGAGUCUGAGCAGCCGGUGACCUUCACCUGUGACGUGAGUUCUCCGGUGGAGCUGCUCAUCAGUCAGACUCUCUGCUGGGUCCACGAUGACCUGGACCAGGUGGACUUCUCCAGCUACCUGCUCAAAGUCUGCGGGCGGGAGGAGGUGCUGCAGAAUAAACACAGCCUGGGCAGCCAUGAGUACGUCCAGAGCUGCAGGAAGUGGGAGAAUGAGAUCACGUUACAGCUCCUCUCUCACUCCACCAUGAGGAGAGACUUGGCACGCAGCGCUGAAGAUGACAACUCUUUGAUAGAUUUGGAGAAGCACCUCAGCCAGGUGGAGAGGCCUUUCAGGGAAAACGUAACCAGACAAGGCCUGGCUGACUAUUUAGAGGGCUACCACAAUCAAGUCAACAUCUGUCUACAGAAUGAGAGCACCCAGUAUAAGACAGUGGACCGGUUGGUGCAGACCAUGAAGAACCUGUGUUGCGCUCUGGACGAGGUGGAGACGCAAACCAUCACGGAAGCCGUCAAACGGCUGAAACACUCCGUCAAUUUACCGAGGACACGCUCGCCGAAGCUUGGAGCCUCGUCGUCCGGUCACUCGUCUAAUGGUCACACCAGCCCCGUGGAGGAGUGCAUGUCCUCGCUCACGCAGGCCGUCUACGAUCUGGCCAAGCUCUACCUGCGCUCCUUCUGCCCCCCAUCCACCUCCUACAGCUCGCCCGCGCUGCCUCCGCCUGCAGAGGGGGAAGACAAAGAGGGAAGGAGCAGCAAGGAGGCUUCUGGCACCACGGACCACCUUCAGUUCACGCUGUUCGCUCUGCACGGCAUCCCGGGCAACUGGGUCAGCAGCUAUGAGAAGUACUUCCUGAUGUGCUCCCUCACCCACAACGGCAAGAACCUGUUCAAGCCGAUCCAGUCCAAGAGAGUGGGCACAUACAAGAGCUUCUUCUACCACAUCAAAUGGGACGAACUGAUCAACUUCCCCAUCGCAGUCGCUGUCCUCCCGCUGGAGUCCAUACUGACUCUGACUCUGUUCGGGGUGCUGAACCAGAACGCCAGCAGCUCCCCGGACUCCAACAAGCAGAGGAAGGCUCCGGAGAUGCUGGGCAGAGUCUCAAUGCCACUCUUUGACUUCAGGAGAGUCCUGGCCCGAGGCAGCAGGUUGUUGUGUCUGUGGACGUCCGCCCAGGGAGCUGCUGCAGCUGCUGCCGGCGCUGCAGGCAACCGCAAGAGGAUGCCCACAGAGAGGAUAGUGCUACAGGUCGACUUCCCCAACUCACCUCUGGAUGUUUUAUACGUGGGACCUAAAGAAGCCCCGUGUCCAGAGCCCCCUGUGGAAGAGCUGGACCCCGACCUGCGGCGUAAAGUGGAGAAAGUCUGCAGCAGAGCCUCUAAUUUUGGCCUGAAGCGCUCAGAUCACCAGCUCCUCUGGGACCACAGGCUCCACUGUCGGAGGGACCACCCCAGCAGCCUCCCCAAAGUGCUGGCCAGUGUGCCCAGCUGGGACUGGGCCAGCAUCGCACACAUCCACUCCCUGCUGCACCACUGGCCCACUCUGCCCCCUGUAACUGCACUGGAGAUGCUGGAAUCAAAGUUUGCAGACACUGAGGUGAGAAACGUGGCGGUCAGCUGGAUUGAGAAGAGCAGUGAUGAUGAACUGGCCGACUACCUGCCUCAGUUAGUGCAGGCAUUAAAGUUUGAGUGUCACCUAAAGAGCGCCCUCGUCAUGUUCCUGCUGUCCAGAGCUCAAGGCAACAUCAACAUCGCCCACUACCUCUACUGGCUGCUGAAAGACGCCGUGCAGGAUCCCGCCUGGGGGCAGCGUUACGAGCGUGUGCUGGGUUCCCUGCUGUGUCUGUGUGGAGCCAAGCUGAGGGCGGAGCUGGAGAAACAGACCAACCUGGUGACCCUCCUGGGAACCGUCGCAGAGAGGGUCAGACAAGCCGGGGGAUCUACACGACAGGUGGCGCUGCAGGAGGGCCUCGAAAACGUUCAGAACUUCUUCCAGAGGAACAGCUGCAGACUGCCGCUCAGCCCCAGUCUGGUGGCCAAGGAGCUAAACAUCAAGUCCUGCUCCUUCUUCAACUCCAACGCAGUUCCCCUGAAGCUGGCUCUGGUCAACGCCGACCCGCUGGGAGAAGAGCUCAACGUUAUGUUCAAGGUCGGAGAGGACCUGAGGCAGGACAUGCUGGCUCUUCAGAUGAUCCGGAUCAUGGACCGGAUCUGGCUGCAGGAGGGACUCGACCUCCGCAUCGUCAACUUCAAAUGCAUCUCCACCGGCAAGGACAAAGGCAUGGUGGAGUUGGUGCCGUCCUCCGACACUCUGAGAAAGAUCCAGGUGGAGUACGGAGUCACCGGAUCCUUCAAAGACAAACCUCUGGCAGAGUGGCUCCGCAAGUACAACCCGGCUGAGGACGAGUAUGAGAAGGCCUCAGAGAACUUCAUCUACUCGUGUGCAGGAUGCUGUGUGGCCACCUACGUCCUGGGCAUCUGUGAUCGCCACAAUGACAACAUCAUGCUGCGCUCCACCGGUCACAUGUUCCACAUCGACUUCGGGAAGUUCCUGGGACACGCUCAGAUGUUCGGCAGCUUCAAGAGGGACCGCGCUCCGUUCGUCCUGACCUCCGACAUGGCGUACGUCAUCAACGGGGGCGAGCGUCCCACCAGUCGUUUCCAGCUCUUUGUAGACUUGUGCUGUCAGGCCUACAACCUCAUACGCAAGCACUCCGGGCUUUUCCUCAACCUGCUGUCCCUGAUGACGUCUUCAGGACUUCCAGAGCUGACCGGCUCUCAGGAUCUAAAAUACGUGUUCGACGCUCUGCAGCCACACAACACCGACGCUGAGGCUACCAUCUUCUUCACCAGGCUCAUCGAGUCCAGUCUGGGCAGCGUCGCCACCAAGUUCAACUUCUUCAUCCACAACCUGGCACAGCUUCGGUUCUCCGGUCUGCCCACCAACGACGAGCCCAUCCUCUCGUUCUCCCCGAAGACCUACACUCUGAAACAGGAGGGCCGCAUCCUGCACGCCUCCAUCUUCUCCUUCCAGAAGAGAUACAACCCCGACAAGCACUAUACGUACGUGGUGAGGCUGAUGAGGGAGGGACAGAAUGAGCCGCAGUUUGUCUUCCGCACUUUCGAUGAGUUUCAGGAGCUCCACAACAAACUCACCAUCGUCUUCCCGCUCUGGAAGCUGCCCGGUUUCCCCAAUAAGAUGGUGCUCGGUCGCACCCACAUCAAAGAGGUGGCUGCCAAGAGGAAGUUUGAGCUCAAUAACUACGUCCACAACCUGAUGAGGAGCUCCACGGAGGUCAACCAGUGUGACCUGAUCUACACCUUCUUUCAUCCGAUCGCACGAGACGACAAGACGGAAGGUUUAGACGCCACACCGAAAGCACCAGAGCCUCCGCUGAGCCCCACCUCUGGUCGGGUGGAGGGAGAAGUGAAACUCUCCAUCUCGUACAGAAACAGCAACCUGUUCAUCAUGGUCAUGCACAUCAGAGAUCUGGUGUCUGAAGACGGGACGGAUCCUAACCCAUAUGUGAAAACCUACCUGCUCCCAGACCCACACAAGACUUCCAAACGCAAGACCAAGAUCUCCAGGAAAACCAGGAACCCGACUUUUAAUGAGAUGCUGGUGUACAGCGGCUACAGCAAGGAAACCCUGGGCCUGCGUGAGCUUCAACUGAGCGUGCUCAGUGCCGAGUCGCUGCGUGAGAACUACUUCCUGGGCGGCAUCACGCUCAGACUCAAAGACUUUGACCUCAGCAAGGAGACGGUCAAGUGGUACAAACUUACGGCCGUCCCGUACUUCUAAACCUCCCCCGAAGUGAGGAGCGACUACCACCUCUCUGGACUUUACGACGCUGCAUUCACCUCAUAUGGGAAAAGGGGCACAUGACUUGAACAUCCUGGUCUCCUCGGUUCAUAGUUCAUAAAAAUCUGACUCCAGAGCUUCCAGAAGUUUGAGUUUGACAAAGGGCCGUCUCUUAAAUCACUAAAUUUAAAGUGUAGGGAUAUUUCAGUUUGAGUUUUACAAACCAAGACCUUUACUUCAGCAUGAAUCCUGUUUUAAUCAUCAUGUACAACUUGACUCCUUAAAGUCUUCUAACUAUGAUCAUGAUGCUUCAGGGUUCUUCCCAUAUGACCUGAAUGCAGACUCAGAAGCUCCUCCAGACGGAUCCUGGUCGGACGACGGAGCAGGCAGAUUCACAAACAGAGAGAGGAGAGCCUGCUCUUCUUUCUCUGCUACUUCUCUCCUCCCUCCUUCUAUAACUAAUCAAGAUUGUUUCUGUGACAAACAAUCGCUUCUUCUUCUUCUUCUUCUUCUGUCUUUUUUUUUCCUAAACUAUAACAAAAAAGCUGUAAUGUUUUGUACAUUUUGAUAUUAGAGGACCAAAACGGCUUACUUUCAGAAGAGUAUAUAUAGAUUGACACGUUUAUUUUUUAAGGAAUAGAAAGGGGGAUCUUUUUACAUUUUCCUUUGUUUAUUUUCUAUAGAGACAAAUAGGAGGUAUCAGGGUUUCUCGCUUCGCAGCAGACACUUCUGGGUAGAGUAGUCCAACACUUCAGAUUCCAGGAAAAUCAACAGUGACCUUACGAUUGCUCAAGAAUGUGCCAAAAGUAACAAGAGAGAGGGACGGCAAAUCAAACAGGGUGCCUUUGUUUGUGCUCACAAUCUCUUUUAAUACUCGACUUGGCCUUAUCGCGAUAAAAAUCUAUUUUACUACCAAUCUGAAAAAUCCUUAAUAAAGCAAAUCUAUAUUCUGUAAAGCUAUAUCACAAGUUCUUCCAGGGCAGGUUAUUUUGUAAGAGUGGACUGCCUCUAAAUGCACACUACCAGGUCUCUCUCUCAUGGUAUUACUUGACUGUUCUCACACCUUUUAAAGGGGGUUUGUAUCAUAAGCUUCUGCGCUCUGGAUGGAGAGAUUGUGAUGUUUUUCCUUCACUCAGACUUCUCUCCAUGCAGUAUAUGGACUCAGAAAGCUGGAGUCUGGAUGUGAGGCUUUUCUCCACUCAGGCAGCAACACCACGCUCACUCCCAGUGCCUAUAAGUGGUGCAACAACGCCGAUGAUAUGUCAAAUAUGAGUUACUUCUCCUGCCGGUGAAGUCCAGAUCCAGCCGGGUCUUAUGAUAUUCUAGUGAGAGAACCUUCUGAAUGUUGGACUGAUUUAGAAGAGAGCACUGCAAAGGCAACUUCAUUUUUUAAACAUCUUUAAAAAAUAAAAAGGGAACAAUAUCCUGUGCAAGAGAUUAGCUGCUUCUCCUUCCACUUGCUAACUUUGAAUCGUUGUUAAUGUUGAAUAAAGAAAUGAAGAUGGAUUUAUCUGACAUUUUGUAAGAGAUCUGCGAGAUAUUUGUGAUCAGAGAACAACACUUACUAUGAAUAUCAGUGACUUGAUCCGCUCUUUUAGUGACUGUACAAAGAACACAAGCAGAGUUUGUAUUAACAUGGCCAGUUAUUUAUUCUUAAUUGGUGACCUGUAACCCGAAUGGAUCAGUGUGUACUGUAAUCCCUCUUUCCUAAAGCAAAUUAAAUGUUUUUGGAACAAA